AUGAACGGAAGUAUGCCCGUAGAUGAAAUUAUUGAUAAUAUUUCAAAGUUGCUUGAGCUUGAAGAAAUCGACCUUAGCUUACGCAAUUUAUCGUACGAUGAAAUCGUAAAAAUAGCAGACAUACUUAAAUCGAAAAAAAAUUUACAGAAAUUAAACUUGUGUAGCAUUUUUACGACAAGAAAUCAGAAAGAGGUCAUAUCAUCCGUUAAAAAGAUAUUCAGCGUGAUAGAGGACAAACCAAUAUCCGAACUAAACAUUAGUAAGAAUGCGCUCGCCCCUGGAGCGAUUGAGGAAAUGAACAAAUUCCUGACGCAGAAUGUAAAUCUGCAAAGCAUAAAUGUCGAUGACACUGGAUUGGGAAAAAAAGGAGGAGAGAUCCUUUUUAAAUCUAUAUUAAAUUCAAAACGUCAGUCCUCAUUCCUGAAGACGAUUUCCGCUAGAGAGAAUUUAUUUGGAUCCAGUCGCACGACCCCAUUGUUGGGAAAUAUUUUCAUCAAACAUAAAGCUACUUUAACAAAGGUAUGUUUAACUCGAAAUAAACUUAAUUCCAAAUAUUUCCCUCCAUUAUUAGAAGGUUUAAAAUCAUGUCAAGGGCUAGAGUUUCUCGACCUGGAAGACAACGAUUUAAGCAAAUUGGCAAGCAAAUUUGGAUCAUACAUGAACGACUGGUCCAAUCUAAAACACAUGAACGUCAAUUCUUGCUUUUUUACUUCAAAAGAAGUAAAUUUUAUUUUAGACGCUUUAUCAAAAAAAUCAAACACAAAGCUCAAAUUUCUCGGACUUCAGUAUAACCACAUAGAUGAUGCCGGGUACUUGUCAUUGGCCGAUACGAUCCGCAAAUACCUCAGGAAUCUGACUAGAUUGGAACUUAACGGAAAUAUGAUCAUGAAACAACCAAAAUGUUAUGAUAAACUGAAGAAGUCUUUAAAGUCGAUCGGACAUCCUGAUGCUCUUGAUGAUUUAAGUGAUAUGCAAGAGGAAUCCGAGGAAGAAACUUCUGAUGAUGAAAGUAAAAAAAGAAAGUUGGAUUGUUUGGGUUUGGAAAAUUUUGAAUGUAACAAAAAGAGAUAG
Molecule: messenger RNA, 1071 nt
Organism: Funneliformis mosseae
Lineage: Eukaryota; Fungi; Glomeromycota; Glomeromycetes; Glomerales; Glomeraceae
Source: the annotation of a GenBank genome assembly